Molecule: messenger RNA, 1948 nt
Organism: Rana temporaria (common frog)
Lineage: Eukaryota; Metazoa; Chordata; Amphibia; Anura; Ranidae
Exons: 2
Coding region: 327-1355 (342 amino acids)
Source: RefSeq, a predicted model, not a curated record
GUGCGUUUUUUGGACUUAGAGGGAAGUGCUGACCCACAAGAAGUUGCCUGAGGAUUGAGAAAUCGUCUAACAUUGACUGGGAAGUCAUGACCCCCAAAGCACGAUCCUGAUUUAGAUACCGGUACUCACAGCAUACUUCCUGGUGAUUGGGUGAUGGUUAAGAAGUUCCUCCGAAAACAUUCUCUAGAGCCAAGAUAUGAUGGUCCAUUCCAAGUGUUGCUGACAACAGCUACUUCAGUAAAGUUGGCCGGAAAGAACACUUGGAUACACGCAUCCCAUUGCAAAAAGGCUCCAGUUCCUGAGGAUUGUGACCCACCCGCAUCAGAAUGAAGUUAUAUAUCCUUCUUUUUACAGUGACAAUUGUGUAUACACAGGAGGUGGCUAUUAGGAAAACAGAACGGAUAGUGCAAUUCUGGUAUAAUUCAUCAGACACGCGUGUGGCUACCUUUAUAUUUGAUUACUGUGAUGUAUAUCCUCCAGUUGCGUGGGAUUGGUGUAAUACGUACCGACGGCUGUUUGUUGCCCACGGAGAAAUACAUCUAUGUGAUGCAACUGAGGAUUGUGACAAUUGGGGAUCUGUGGGUUGGAAUACAGGUGAUGACUGGGGAAACAGACCGCAGCAUGCUCUGAAUAAAGAAGACAAAUAUGGGGAGCCAUUACUUGAUAGACUGACCUUGAAAAAAACAGGUAUAUGGUCCGUUGGUGAGGUGGAACAUAGCACAAAACUCACCCUAACCAUAAGGAAUCCCAGUCCUGCGGAUGCAGGCACAUAUAAUAUGGGGUUACGGUACAGUGAAGAGAAGAGGAUACCCAAUGUAGGGGAGAAGGGACCAAUCAUACAGUUCCAACUUAAAGACAUGUAUAAUUCACCUGAAUGGCAGGCCUUACAAGCAUCAAGCGAUCCCCCUGAGGUACAUGUACAUAAAAGCACCCUAGGAGAUAUAGUGGCCAUAGCAGAUCCCACAUUCGAAGACACAAUGGCAGCUGAGACUGGUUUCUCGGAUGUCAACUUGUGGCUCGAAUGGAUGAUGUAUAGUGCAUGGAAGCAUAACAGAUCCAACUGUUAUGUGUGUAGUGGAGCUAAACCCCAUUUGGGAACGGUACCAUUAAACAUACCUCCUACUCAAGAGGAGUGUUUUCUGAGCCUGUUUACCAACACUACUACUGAUCACUCCCAGUGUGAAACAUGGAAAAAGGAAUACCCAAUAAUAACGAAGACAGCAAGGCCUGGGGAAGGUAUCACUAUAUAUCCCGGUAAUUAUACAUGUUAUGGGAAAUACCAGGGAGCAGGGAGGUUCUUAGGUAAUUCUCUGAGGGAUACUGUGCUUCAUACAGUAGUGUAUCUGGAGAUUUAGUUCAAAAUCAAAUACAAUCCUUGGGAGAUGUGUAUUGGAUCUGUGGUGACAUGAAGAUUAGGACUAAAUUAACUGACAGAUGGACAGGGGAAUGUGCACUUGCUAAAGUCAUAAUGCCCUUGCACAUCUUUUCUGUAGAGGACCUAGUAACACAAGGGGAGCACUCCAAUAGAGAGCGUAGAAGUGCCCCAGCAGGUAGUUUUGACCCUCAUGUAUAUAUAGAUGCCAUAGGGGUUCCAAGGGGGGUCCCGGAUGAGUUUAAAGCUAGAGAUCAAGUAGCUGCCGGUUUUGAGUCCCUGAUUCCCAUAAUCACCAUAAAUAAGCAUGUAGAUUGGAUUAAUUAUAUUUACUAUAAUCACCAGAGGUUUGUUAACUAUACCAGGGAUGCACUCCAGGGAAUAGCUGAACAACUAGAGGCCACUUCACGGAUGACUUUCCAAAACCGUAUGGCCCUAGACAUGAUAUUAGCUGAAAAGGGGGGUGUAUGUAAAAUAUUACCUGGAACAAGUACAUGUUGUACGUACAUUCCGGACAAUACAGGUCCGAAUGGCAAGGUAACAUUGGCCAUUAAGAAAUUGGAGGAACUCUCCAAA